Messenger RNA from Anopheles funestus (African malaria mosquito), 1603 nucleotides. It is a transcript of the gene Dus4, whose product is annotated as tRNA-dihydrouridine(20a/20b) synthase [NAD(P)+]-like. The record is from RefSeq and is a predicted model, not a curated record. Gene Ontology annotation, biological process: tRNA processing. The transcript has 5 exons. Gene Ontology annotation, molecular function: tRNA dihydrouridine synthase activity; flavin adenine dinucleotide binding. The coding region runs from base 233 to 1444 and encodes 403 amino acids. NCBI's taxonomy places the organism in Eukaryota, Metazoa, Arthropoda, Insecta, Diptera, Culicidae.
AAGAUGCGAACUUCUUGGAAAUAUCAAAACUUCCUUUCUGUUUUGAAUUUUAAAAGUGAGACCGCAUCCUCUCUUUAUUGACAUGAUGUGGUAUUCUUUCUUUCAUCUUGUAUCUCUCUCUCCCUUUCGCUUGUGACAGAAUACCGCAUUAAAUAUUGUUUGUAUAUCUAAAACCUCGUGCCGGCUGCAAUUUUAAAACACGAUAUUUGCGAUUUCGUUUUUACAUUAAAUCAUGAAAGAAAAAACAAACAUAAGGCAAUUGUUUAGCUUGGCCGCUGAACGAAACACAUUUCUUAAGAUUUGUGCUCCGAUGGUAAGAUACAGCAAAUUAGAGUUUCGCAGCUUGGUGCGUACUUACGGAACCGAUCUAGCUUUUACCAGCAUGAUCAUGGCUGAUUCGUUUUGUAAGAGCGAAAAAGCCCGUCUUAAUGAAUUCACCACAAACGAAGACGACACACCGCUGAUAGCCCAAUUUGCUGCUAAUAACACGAUAGAUUUUCUGUCCGCUAGCGAGAUGGUUUACCCUUAUGUCGAUGGUGUUGAUCUCAACUGUGGAUGUCCACAACGCUGGGCGAUGGCCGAAGGGUACGGAAGUGCGCUGUUGAAAACUCCCGAGCUAAUUGCCGACAUGCUAGGCACGGUGCGCCGAAACAUGCCGAGCUCGUUUAGCGUUUCGGUAAAGGUACGGUUGCUUUCAAGCACGAGCCAUAAACAUACUGUCGAUAUGUGCCGUCAGCUGGAGUCGGCUGGUAUUACAUUCAUUACCGUGCACGGUCGAACAGCGGCCGAGAUGACGAAGGUACCGGUGCAUAGGGAAGCGCUGCUCGAAAUCAAACAAUCCCUUGCCAUCCCAAUGGUUGCCAAUGGUGAUAUCUUCACGCUGGACGAUGCAGAGCAAAUGUAUACACAAACAAAUUGCGACGGCGUCAUGACAGCGCGUGGCAUACUUAACAACCCGGCCCUAUUUUCGGGUCACAAAAGCACCCCGGUCGAGUGUGUAAAACGUUGGUUAAACAUUUGCCAGCAGGCCGAUACCGACAUCACGUACCAAUGCAUGCACCAUCACUUUUCGUUUAUGACCGAAUCGCUUCUUAACAAGCGGUUACGUUUGCAGCUAAAUAAUCUAUCCAAGGAAAAGCAAAACGUAUACGAAUUCAUUAGAACACAUUUGCCGCUAGAUAGUGUCACUGAUGAAGCAUUUAUGCAAGAUUACCCACAAAAGAUAAACUGUUCCUAUAACGAUCAAAUCUAUCGGCAAAGGGUAGCGGAACAUGGUGCAACGAGUGAUAGUGUUGUAGAUGGUUGUGUAUACGAUCCGGAAGAGUCGGAUGGUAACUUUUUUCGGAGCAAACGGGUGGAGCUGGACGAGUCUACGGAUGAUGUAGCAGAAGAUGUUGACGGAGUCAGCUUUAUGGAUGGUGGUAGUCUUUUGUUUGACGACUAAUACAACAAUAAACAAUACAUUUUGUUACUUAACUCUGUCCGCACAUACACUGUCAGUUAUAUCCGAAGAAAUCUUCAAGUCGUUCGUUUCCCUAACCGUCACUAAACGCUUAGUCGCGUUUGCGAACGCGCUUCAGAAAAAUUUUAAUCUUUUUUUUAA